Messenger RNA from Bradysia coprophila, 1608 nucleotides. It is a transcript of the gene Mfap1, whose product is annotated as Microfibril-associated protein 1. The record is from RefSeq and is a predicted model, not a curated record. NCBI's taxonomy places the organism in Eukaryota, Metazoa, Arthropoda, Insecta, Diptera, Sciaridae.
CUGACUGACAUCACUGUAACAAAUAUAGAGACAUUUUGGUGUGUACAAAUCGUCUCGUUUACAUCAAAACUUAUUAUUUUUCUCAUAGAAUCCUCGACUGAAACUAAAUAAAAUGUUGGCCGCACAACAAGCUGCUAUCUCUGGAAUCCAGAGUACAGCGGGAGCAGUGCCAGUGCGAAAUGAAAAAGGCGAGCUGUCGAUGCAAAAAGUAAAAGUCCAACGCUACAUAUCUGGAAAGCGUCCCGAAUAUGCCCAAUACGUUAGUUCGGAUGAAGAAUCGGAGGAGGAAGACUUCAGCGAUCGUAAAACGCAAACACAGAAAAGUUAUUCGCGAGCCGAAGAGAUUUCGAUGGAAAUUUCUCGUCUCGAGCAUUCCUCUCAAAUUCAAGAUCAGCUUCAACCGUCCGACGAUCCGCGCCUGAAACGUUUGAUGCAACGUGACGACCAUGAUGACGACGAUGAGCGCCUGCAACGCCAUCGACACAUCCAUGAGCCGGAGCUUGUUCAAUCCGAAGAGGAAUCCGAGCCAGAAGAGUCGAUGGAAACGGUACAAACGAUGCGAAAUCGACGAAUAGCCUUGGGAUCAGACAGUGAAACGGAUACUGAGUUGAGUGACACGGAAAUCGAACAGCGACGACAGCGAUUGAGACAGAAGAUGAUGCAGCAGCGUAAGGAGGAGGAAGUGUUGCUGAAAGAAGAAGAAAAGUCCGAAUCGUCGGAGUCGGAAAGUUCGGAAUAUGAAGAAGAAAGUGAAAGUGAGGAGGACAACGAGCCUCGAAUGAAACCGUUAUUCGUUCGGAAGAGAGAUCGUGCAACGAUUGCUGAAAAGGAAAAGGAAGCAGCCAAGCAAAGGCAAUUGGAGUAUGAAGCUAAGAAGGUGGCUAAGGAGAGGCGCCGACAAACGUUAAAAUUGGUGGAGGACAGCGUGAAAAAGGAUUUGGAAAAAGCGAAACCGGAGAGUAGUGAACCGAAUAUCAAUGAUGUUUGCACGGACGACGAAAACGAUGAGGUCGAGUAUGAAGCUUGGAAACUUCGCGAACUGAAACGCAUCAAACGAGACCGAGAAGAGAAAGAACAAGCGGACCGAGAGCGUUUGGAGGUGGAACGUUUACGCAAUAUGACCGAAGAGGAACGACGCCAAGACGGUCGACAGAAUCCGAAAACGGUCACCAACAAAGCAGCCAAGGGAAAGUACAAAUUCUUGCAGAAAUACUUCCAUCGCGGUGCUUUCUACUUGGACGAAGAGGACGAUGUACUGAAACGAGACUUUGCCCAGGCCACACUGGAAGAUCACUUCGACAAGACCAUUCUGCCGAAGGUGAUGCAGGUGAAAAAUUUCGGCCGCUGCGGUCGCACAAAGUACACCCAUUUGGUGGACCAAGAUACCACACAAUUCGAUUCGCCGUGGUAUGGCGACACAGCCAAUAAUAUCAAAUUCCAUUCGGAGAAGGCUGGUGGUAUGAAGCAGGUGUUUGAAAAACCGACAUUGGUGAAGAGGAAGAAAAUGUCCUAAAUGGAAGUGGUGGCGUGGAUGAGGGAAAGAUUCUUUGUAUUGAUUCUAUUUUGUAAUUUUGCAAAUAAAUUUGCGUCAAUUAUUGAGUAACUCUG